CUCGCGUCGUUCCUCUUGUGAUAGUUGCGCAUCUGACCCGAGGCCGGCAACAACGAUGUCCUCACGACGGUGCUGCUGGUUGUUAGUUUUUGCGGUGUGCCCGUUGUUUGCGGUGCUUUCGGAAGCGGCUGGAUUAGUGAAAGUAUCUGACACCGAGCCGCCGGUCUUCCCGGUGACGAUCAUUCACGUGAACGAUUUCCAUGCCCGUUUCGAGGAGACGAACGAGCGAUCGACACGCUGCAAGGCGGACGAAGGUGAACGGUGUAUCGGUGGGUACGCCCGGAUUGUUUCGCGAGUGAAGUCCCUUCGGCAGGAGUACGCCGAUCGGAAUCCGAUCUAUUUGAAUGCGGGCGAUAACUUCCAGGGAACGCUUUGGUACACGUUGCUCCGUUGGAAUGUGACGGCGCACUUCCUCAAUCUGCUACCGGCCGAUGUGAUGACGCUGGGGAACCAUGAGUUUGAGCAUGGAAUUGGCGGGUUGGUUCCGUUUCUGGAUGUGAUCGAGAGCCCGAUUGUGGUGGCGAAUAUUGACGAUCGUGAGGAACCGACGAUACAGGGCAAGUACCAGAAAUCGGUUGUGCUGGAGCGUGGUGGCCGUCGGAUCGGAAUCGUCGGUGUUAUCCAUCAUCUGACGCACACGAUGGGUAUGACGGAGAAGGUCCGGUUCCUGGAUGAGGUGGAGCAGCUGCGGAAGGAAAUCGAGCAACUGAAAAGCACGGGCGUUGACCUAAUCAUCGUGCUGUCCCACUGUGGCCUGGACAUUGAUCGUAAAAUUGCUCGCGAGCUGCCCGAGGUGGACGUGAUCGUCGGUGGCCAUUCGCAUACGUUUCUGUACAACGGAACAACGGAGCAGUUCCCAGAUCGGGCAGAAGAUACGUAUCCGGUUGUGGUAGAGCAUGGAGGAGCACGAGGAGAGCGCCAGCGCCGUACACUGAUCGUACAGGCCGCUUCGUACGCGAAGUACGUUGGCCGGAUUACGGUGUAUUUCGACGAGAACGGUGACAUCGUCCAGUGGGAGGGAAAUCCUGAAUUUCUUGACGAAUCCGUACCACAGGAUGAACAGAUUCGGCGCGAGCUGGUACCGUGGCGGGAGCAGGUUGAUGUGCAGGCCAACCGUCAUAUCGGUUACUCGGCGGUGGCACUGUCGCGCGAUGAUUGCGCGUGGAGUGAGUGUAACUUUGGUAACUUCAUGACCGACGGUUACAUCGCACAUUAUGCGGCCGAGAGCGCGAAACAGCCGACGGUGGGCGCGUGGAGCGAGGUGGCAAUUGCCAUUAACACGGGUGGUGGCAUGCGAACAUCACUCCGGGCUGGUAAUCUGACCUUUGACGACCUAGUGACCGCGGUUCCGUUCGAGGAUACGGUCGAUAGUUUCGAUCUGCUCGGCCAUCACCUUCUGGAAGUGUUUGAGCACAGUGCGAGCCGGUACGGUAAGACGGAUAUGAUGCAGGUUUCCGGAUUGAAGGUGGUGUACGAUAUGCGGCGCCCGGAGGGAACGAGGGUCGUUUCGAUAGCGGUCCGUUGCAAGCACUGUUCGGUGCCGAGGUAUGAACCGCUGGAGCUGGAUCGUGUGUACCGCGUGGCUACCGGGACGUACAUCCGGAAGGGGGGCAGCGGUUAUACGAUGAUUCCGCAGCAUGCGACCAAUCUACGCGUCGGGCCGGUUGAUGUUAGUGUCUUGGAGGAAUACGUGAGGAAGAUGAGCCCCAUCACUUGUGGCACGGAAGGGCGUAUCAGCGUUAUCACGUAGAGACAAUCGAGGUGACAAGGAAUUUGAAUGAAAUUAAUAGGUUUUUUAAUCAUUUAGGCGAAUGUGGCAGCCUAACAUCUUGAUGAUCAAUAAAAAAAAAUAUGAAUCCUAAAA
Molecule: messenger RNA, 1864 nt
Organism: Anopheles aquasalis
Lineage: Eukaryota; Metazoa; Arthropoda; Insecta; Diptera; Culicidae
Product: apyrase-like
Biological process (GO): AMP catabolic process
Cellular component (GO): plasma membrane
Molecular function (GO): 5'-nucleotidase activity
Source: RefSeq, a predicted model, not a curated record